This is a messenger RNA of Coregonus sp. 'balchen', 21293 nucleotides long. NCBI's taxonomy places the organism in Eukaryota, Metazoa, Chordata, Actinopteri, Salmoniformes, Salmonidae. The record is from the annotation of a GenBank genome assembly.
AGGUCCAUGCCCAGGGGGGCCUCAUGGUGCAGGUCCAUGGCCCAGCUCCAUUGUAGGAGCAGCUACGGCCAGGGUUGUCCAGACCUGGGUCUAGCCUCAGAGGGCAGUGAUAGCAGUGGCCAGGACCCCUCGGCCUCACCCCACAGUGGCCGUAGGAGCGCCUGCUCACGUUCCUUCCACGAGGACGUGGAAAUGAAGAGCAGUGGAUCCAGCGGGACCGAGUCACACGGCAACGAGAGCCACAGAAGCCAUGGAAACGAGAGUCACAGCACCGAGUCGACGGGUAGCUCCAAUGGCAACAGCAAAGACUCGGCUCUCCUGGAGUCAUCUGGGAGCAACAAAUGGUCAGUGAGGGGGUGUGCUUUUAUUGGUUUGUGGGAGGGGUUAGAGUAGACCACAUUUCUAGAUGGGUACCUUUUUACCAGUCUUAAGUAUUUACCAGUCUUAUUUUACCGGCACACAUCAGACUACAAAGAGUUGACAGCAUUAGUUGAUCCAACACCACACAUCAUCAAAAUCCCACUUAAAUCCAAGGCUACAUGCAUUUCCUUUUUUUCAUCCUCUGUUGUUGUGACUGCGUCCCCAUUCUCUUCCUUUGACGUAGGUUAACAUCAAUAUGACUCACUGGCAGCCCGUUCUGAAGCCGUUAGAGACGGUGGCUGUCUUUCAUAUUGUAUCAGGGUCCCUCCAUUCCUCUAUUAUCCUCUCUGCUGGCACAUGCUGGUCCACAUCAGACAUGCCCUAGAUACUGACUUCACCACCCUAAUGACACACUGCCCCCUCCUUAUUCCUCAGUAACUGGGCUGAAAACACCUAGAAAAAACACUCUUUGAAGACAAAGGCACUGUAGCACAUCUUGAUUGUGUGAAACUUCUUGUUAAAAGCAAAGAGUGAUCGAGGUCAUUUUUCGCUGAGAGGUCCCAGUACUUGUGCGUCAUAUGGUGAAGUUGUCUUUCGCUUCCUGUCUCCACUCUGUGACAAUACAGUAUGUGCCUGUCAGCUCCGCUGUAACAGUGGGGAGGCCUACAGCUGCUCUUAGUGUCAUUAUCUAAUUAGCUUAUUCUAUUAACCUACAUCUAUAAUUAGCUGCCACCGUUUGCCAGACCAAUCUGUUAAUGCCAAAAGCAGAUGCCGCUGAUACUGUAGGUGGCUCUCUUUGAUAUAAUUAGAUCUCUAAAAUCUUAGAGCGGCUAUUUCUAAAUGUGAUUUAUAUUCUGAGCUACUUAAGCUUGCUAUUUAAAUACACCUGAGUUAUAUUUGACGGGUUGGCUGUCUUCAGCAGCUGUUUAUAGCCUUUGGAUGUAUUAGCGCUCUUGCUAAGCCUGUAGGCUAAUGCCUGUGACCCAAAAACACACAUUGGCUCAUACUUACUACAGAUUCUCAUACACACAUUAACGCACACACACCACACCACACACACACACACACACACACACACACACACACACACACACACACACACACAUACACACACACACACACUCCAGUUUACUGGGCCAAAACCUGUGGCAUGGUCCAGUCUUUGCUUCCAAAAGACACAAUAGAGUACCACAGUAUCAGUCAUAAUACUCAUAAAACCUAGUGGUCAAACAGGAAAAUGGUUCCAAUCAUUUUUCCACCAUUCAUUUUUCCCAUAGGGGAUUUUAGAAACACUUAAAAUAAGAGCUGUGUUUUGUGUAGGCUUACCCUGGCGUGACGUUUUGAUAACCGUGUAAAUCUCUCUAGGACAAUGUGACUUUUAUCAAUAUAUCCCCCCCCCAAAAAAAAAAAAAAAAAAAUGAAAUGCUAAUUAGCUGAUCAUGUGGCUAUCAUAAAUAACUACAAAUGCCAUGAUGAUCUGGACGAGACUGCCGAAUCGAGGCAAAGGUAAGAAUCUCUGGAUUAACUAUCUAAUGUUAGCUACAGUGCCUUGCAAAAGUAUUCAUCCCCCUUGGCGUUUUUCCUGUUUUGUUGCAUUACAACCUGUAAUUUAAAUUGAUUUUUAUUUGGAUUUCAUGUAAUGGACAUACACAAAAUAGUCCAAAUUGGUGAAGUGAAAUUUAAAAAAAAAGCUUGUUUCAAAAAAUUAUACAAAAUAAAUAACGGAAAUGUGGUGCGUGCAAAUGUAUUCACCCCCUUUGCUAUGAAGCCCCUAAAUAAGAUCUGGUGCAACCAAUUACCUUCAGAAGUCACAUAAUUAGUUAAAUAAAGUGUCACAUGAUCUGUCACAUGAUCUCAGUAUAUAUACACCUGUUCUGAAAGGCCCCAGAGUCUGCAACACCACUAAGCAAGUGGCACCACCAAGCGGCACCAUGAAGACCAAGGAGCUCUCCAAACAGGUCAGGGACAAAGUUGUGGAGAAGUACAGAUCAGGGUUGGGUUAUAAAAACAUAUCCGGAACUUUGAACAUCCCACGGAGCACCAUUAAAUCCAUUAAUAAAAAAUUGGAAAGAAUAUGGCACCACAACAAACCUGCCAAACCACCAAAACUCACGGACCAGGCAAGGAGAGCAUUAAUCAGAGAGGCAACAAAGAGACCAAAGAUAACCUGCAAAGCUCCACAGUGGAGAUUGGAGUAUCUGUCCAUAGGACCACUUUAAGCCGUACACUCCACAGAGCUAGGCUUUACAGAAGAGCGGCCAGAAAAAAGCCAUUGCUUAAAGAAAAAAUAAGCAAACACGUUUGGUGUUCGUCAAAAGGCAUGUGGGAGACUCCCCAAACAUGGAAGAAGGUACUCUGGUCAAAAAUUGAGCUUUUUGGCCAUCAAGGAAAACGCUAUGUCUGGCGCAAACCCAAUACCUCUCAUCACCCCGAGAACACCAUCCCCACAGUGAAGCAUGGUAGUGGCAGCAUCAUGCUGUGGGGAUGUUUUUCAUCAGCAGGGACUGGGAAACUGGUCAGAAUUGAAAGAAUGAUGGAUAGCGCUAAAUACAGGGAAAUUCUUGAGGGAAACCUGUUUCAGUCUUCCAGAGAUUUGAUUCUGGGACGGAGGUUCACCUUCCAGCAGGACAAUGACCCUAAGCAUACUGCUAAAGCAACACUCGAGUGGUUUAAGGGGAAACAUUUAAAUGUCUUGGAAUGGCCUAGUUAAAGCCCAGACCUCAAUCCCAUUGAGAAUCUGUGGUAUGACUUAAAGAUUGCUGUACACCAGUGGAACCCAUCCAACUUGAAAGAGCUGGAGCAAUUUUGCCUUGAAGAAUGGGAAAAGAUCCCAGUGGCUAGAUGUGCCAAGCUUAUAGAGACAUACCCCAAGAGACUUGCUGCAAAAGGUGGCUCUACAAUGUGUUGACUUUGGGGGGGGGGGGGUGAAUAGUUAUGCACGCUCAAGUUUUCUGUCUUAUUUCUUGUUUGUUUCACAAUAAAAAAUAUUUUGAAUCUUCAAAGUGGUAGGCAUGUUGUGUAAAUCAAAUGAUACAAACCCCCCCAAAAUAAAUUUUAAUUCCAGGUUGUAAGGCAACAAAAUAGGAAAAAUGCCAAGGGGGGUGAAUACUUUCACAAGCCACUGUAAAUGUAGUAAUUAAUAAAUUGCCUACAUUUCUUUAAAUGGACAAUUCUGUGAACGUUUUUAAAUUGGCACAAUACCUAUUAGCAAAAGUGUCAGCUAGAGAUGACGUACAGGAGCUUGCUGGGAUUUUGCAUGUUGUCUACUUUGAUGCUAAUUAGCAUUUUCGAAUUUGAGAGUAAAUAGAGCCGAAUAUAUUGAUAAAAGUCAGAGAGAGAUUUAAAUGGUUAUCAAAACGUCACGCCAGGGUAAGCCUACAUGAAACACAGCCCUUAUUUUAAAUGUUUCUAAAAUCCCCUAUGGGAAAAAUGAUGGAAAAACGAUUGGAACCAUUUUCCUGUUUGACCGCUAGGUUUUAUGGGUAUUAUGACACCUCCACUGUGGGGCUCUAUAUGGCACCUAGUUUUGGAGAACACCGACAGACAAGAAAGAACAGAAAGAAAAAUUUGAUAAAGAAAGAGAGAGAGAGCAAGAGGGAGCAAACAGUGGAUUAGAGUUAUGUAAUUGUGCUCUUUCAAAGACAGAGGAAAGUCAGGCUGACCUGAGAUUGAAACAGCAUAGAAUUUCCCUGGCAUCCUCUGUGGAGUUAGCCUGGUUGCCAGUCUCUGUUCAACUAUUACAUUCCACUCCUUGUACUCUGUGUCAUUUGCCAAAGAUGGAGUACAAGGAGUGGAAUGUUACAGAGACUGGUACCCAGACUACUGCAGAGUGGAUGGGGAAAACAAAAAGACAAAUUGAAUUUUUAAGAGCUGCUCCGGUAUCCAUGUACCAUUGUAGCAUUGUACCCUCCUGAACACAAUAAAAGUAGAACAAGCCAUUGUACCAGAUGGGAAAACUAAAUGAACCCACUCAUUUCAUGCAAAACUCAAUGACUUUGUUUUGCUAUUUCAUUUCAUAGAAUUUUGUGGAAAAUACCCUCUUCGUCAUGAAUGUGAAAUCCACUUAUUGUCCAUGAUUGAGGAAUUUAAUCAUUCAUCAAUAGAUGCAUACGUAUAUACGGUAGUAGCUAUGGAGUCUAUUUUUAGUGUAGCACUUUGGCUUAUAACAAUUUCAUUCUAGUGGUUUGAAACAAUUCUCAAUGAAAACAUGUUACUUUAUGUCAUUAAUAAUCUCUCUGUGUCUGUCUGUCUCCCCAGCUCUAACUCCCACAGCCCCUCUCCUCCCAGUAGUUCCAAUGCCUUCAGCCUGCUGAGUUCUGAGCAGGACAACCCCUCCACCAGCGGCUGCAGUAGUGAGGAGUCAGCUAAGGCCAAGACCCAGAAGGAGCUUCUCAGGACCCUCAAGGAGCUCAAGCGCCACCUUCCUUCUGACAAGAGGAACAAGGGCAACAAGUCCAGCUCCCUCAACACCCUGAAAUACGCCCUGCGCUGUGUCAAACAGGUGGAAGGUAAGAGACAACCCAACCGCAAAGCAUUCUGGGUAGUAGGACUGAACAUAUGAUUUGAUUAUGUAUUUAGCAUCAUUACAUUAUAGUUUGUUGUUGUCUAAUGUAUCUUAAAAGGCCAAUACGAAACCAAUGUGUGUUUGUGUUGUUAUGUUUCAGCCAAUGAGGAGUACUACAAGCUGUUGAUGACCAAUGACAGUCAGCCAUCCGGCCUGGAUGUCUCCUCUUACACCAUCAAGGAGAUAGACAGCAUCACCUCAGAGUACACCCUCAAAAACAAUGUAAGUUACUAUCACCCUAUUUCCUCUGAAUACACCUUCAAAGCAUGACAAAUAGCCAAUUUUACCUUAAAUACAUAAACCAGUUGUAAACAGAACCCAACAAUACCAAAAUACAUUAAUAGCGUGACUCAUUGUCAUACCCACACCUGUGUCCAUCUCUGACCUUAUUUGACAUACAGUGUCUGACCAACAACAGAUCAGAUAUCCCAGUGAUUAGGAAUAAUCCACACUUGCAGCUGUGGGUGUGUACUGUAUAUGCAUGUUUUUCUCACACCUGUCCCUGUGUGUCCCUCCAGGACAUCUUUGCGGUAGCGAUAUCUCUGAUCACAGGGAAGAUCGUCUACAUCUCAGACCAGGCUGCCUCCAUCCUCAACUGUAAAAGGGGCGUCUUCAAGGACGCUAAGUUUGUGGAGUUCUUGACUCCCCAGGACGUCAGUGUUUUCUACAGCUUCACCACGCCCUACCGCCUGCCCUCCUGGAACAUUUGCACCGGAGCAGGUAGCUAACACCCCUCUUUAAUUUAUAACCUUUUAUAGACAGUCUAUGAACAGUUUUAGCUACAUCAUGCACAAAAGGCUUAAGGUAGGAUGGAAAAAGAGAACAUGCUUUUUUACCCAUUACACCUGGCUUUAAGAGUGGUCCCCCCAUCCUAAUGAUAGUGAAUCAUUCUUUUGAAAUGUAUAGCGUCCUUUCGAGACACUCAAAACCCUUUACAAGCAAAUCCCAUGUAUUUAUAAUGAUCGAAAAACAAAUUAAUUUCAAACAGCACACGCUAAGCCGUUGCUAGGAAAACAUGAAAACAUUUACCUGGAUUUGAGGCUAGUCGCCCUACCCUAGUCAGCCAUGCUAAACAAUACAAAUCAAUGGCAGAUCCCUAAAGCCAGGUAAUACAGAGGGAUUCAUCAGAGCUUGGGAAAUGGGCUUCUUUUGAAUUAAAACAUUUUCCCCUUCCCCUCUUCUCUAUUCAGAGUCAUCGCCGUCGGACUGCAUGCAAGAGAAAUCGUUCUUCUGUCGGAUCAGGUGUGUGGGGCUAUGGCCGUGUGCCAGCAUCGUUCUUCUGUUGCAUCAGGUGUGUGUGGGGCUAUGGACGUGUGCCAGCAUCGUUCUUCUGUCAGAUCAGGUGUGUGUGGGGCUAUGGCCGUAUGCCAGCAUCGUUCUUCUGUCGGAUCAGGUAUUUGGGGCUAUGGCCGUGUGCCAGCAUCGUUCUUACAUUUGAGUCAUUUAGCAGACGCUCUUAUCCAGAGUGACUUACAGGAGCAAUUAGGGUUAAGUGCCUUGCUCAAGGGCACAUCGACAGAUUUUUCACCUAGUCGGCUCGGGGAUUAGAACCAGCGACCUUUCGGUUACUGGCACAACGCUCUUAACCACUAAGCUACCUGCUGUCGGAUCAGGUGUGUGUGGGGCUAUGGCCGUGUGCCAGCAUCGUUCUUCUGUCAGCUCAGGUGUGUGGGGCUAUGGCCGUGUGCCAGCAUCGUUAUUCUGUCGGAUCAGGUGUGUGUGGGGCUAUGGCCAUGUGCCAGCAUCGUUCUUCAGUUGGAUCAGGUGUGUGUCGGGCUAUGGCCGUGUGCCAGCAUCGUUCUUCAGUUGGAUUAGGUGUGUGGGGCAAUGGCCGUGUGCCAGCAUCGUUCUUCUGUCAGAUCAGGUGUGUGUGGGGCUAUGGCCGUGUGCCAGCAUCGUUCUUCUGUUGGAUCAGGUGUGUGGGGCUAUGGCCGUGUGCCAGCAUCGUUCUUCUGUUGGAUCAGGUGUGUGUGAGGCUAUGGCCGUGUGCCAGCAUCGUUCUUCUGUCGGAUCAGGUGUGUGUGGGGCUAUGGCCUUGUGCCAGCAUCGUUCUUCUGUUGGAUCAGGUGUGUGUGGGGCUAUGGCCUUGUGCCAGCAUCGUUCUUCUGUUGGAUCAGGUGUGUGUGGGGCUAUGGCCGUGUCACAGCAUCGUUCUUCUGUUGGAUCAGGUGUGUGUGGGGCUAUGGCCUUGUGCCAGCAUCGUUCUUCUGUUGGAUCAGGUGUGUGUGGGGCUAUGGCCGUGUGCCAGAAUCGUUCUUCUGUUGGAUCAGGUGUGUGUGGGGCUAUGGCCUUGUGCCAGCAUCGUUCUUCUGUUGGAUCAGGUGUGUGUGGGGCUAUGGCCGUAUGCCAGCAUCGUUCUUCUGUCGGAUCAGGUAUUUGGGGCUAUGGCCGUGUGCCAGCAUCGUUCUUACAUUUGAGUCAUUUAGCAGACGCUCUUAUCCAGAGUGACUUACAGGAGCAAUUAGGGUUAAGUGCCUUGCUCAAGGGCACAUCGACAGAUUUUUCACCUAGUCGGCUCGGGGAUUAGAACCAGCGACCUUUCGGUUACUGGCACAACGCUCUUAACCACUAAGCUACCUGCUGUCGGAUCAGGUGUGUGUGGGGCUAUGGCCGUGUGCCAGCAUCGUUCUUCUGUCAGCUCAGGUGUGUGGGGCUAUGGCCGUGUGCCAGCAUCGUUCUUCAGUUGGAUCAGGUGUGUGUGGGGCUAUGGCCGUAUGCCAGCAUCGUUCUUCAGUCGGAUCAGGUGUGUGUGGGGCUAUGGCCGUGUGCCAGCAUCGUUCUUCAGUUGGAUCAGGUGUGUGUGGGGCUAUGGCCGUGUGCCAGCAUCGUUCUUCUGUUGGAUCAGGUGUGUGGGGCUAUGGCCAUGUGCCAGCAUCGUUCUUCAGUUGGAUCAGGUGUGUGUCGGGCUAUGGCCGUGUGCCAGCAUCGUUCUUCAGUUGGAUUAGGUGUGUGGGGCUAUGGCCGUGUGCCAGCAUCGUUCUUCUGUCAGAUCAGGUGUGUGUGGGGCUAUGGCCGUGUGCCAGCAUCGUUCUUCUGUUGGAUCAGGUGUGUGGGGCUAUGGCCGUGUGCCAGCAUCGUUCUUCUGUUGGAUCAGGUGUGUGUGGGGCUGGCAGUUUCUGUGAUCAGGUGUGUGUGGGGCUAUGGCCUUGUGCCAGCAUCGUUCUUCUGUUGGAUCAGGUGUGUGUGGGGCUAUGGCCUUGUGCCAGCAUCGUUCUUCUGUUGGAUCAGGUGUGUGUGGGGCUAUGGCCGUGUGCCAGCAUCGUUCUUCUGUCGGAUCAGGUGUGUGUGGGGCUAUGGCCUUGUGCCAGCAUCGUUCUUCUGUUGGAUCAGGUGUGUGUGGGGCUAUGGCCUUGUGCCAGCAUCGUUCUUCUGUUGGAUCAGGUGUGUGUGGGGCUAUGGCCGUGUGCCAGCAUCGUUCUUCUGUUGGAUCAGGUAUGUGUGGGGCUAUGGCCGUGUGCCAGCAUCGUUCUUCUGUUGGAUCAGGUGUGUGUGGGGCUAUGGCCUUGUGCCAGCAUCGUUCUUCUGUUGGAUCAGGUGUGUGUGGGGCUAUGGCCGUGUGCCAGCAUCGUUCUUCUGUUGGAUCAGGUGUGUGUGGGGCUAUGGCCGUGUGCCAGCAUCGUUCUUCUGUUGGAUCAGGUGUGUGUGGGGCUAUGGCCGUGUGCCAGCAUCGUUCUUCUGUUGGAUCAGGUGUGUGUGGGGCUAUGGUCGUGUGCCAGCAUGGUUCUUCUGUUGGAUCAGGUGUGUGUGGGGCUAUGGCCGUGUGCCAGCAUGGUUCUUCUGUUGGAUCAGGUGUGUGUGGGGCUAUGGCCGUGUGCCAGCAUUGUUCUUCUGUUGGAUCAGGUGUGUGUGGGGCUAUGGCCGUGUGCCAGCAUCGUUCUUCUGUUGGAUCAGGUGUGUGUGGGGCUAUGGCCGUGUGCCAGCAUCGUUCUUCUGUUGGAUCAGGUGUGUGUGGGGCUAUGGCCGUGUGCCAGCAUCGUUCUUCUGUUGGAUCAGGUGUGUGUGGGGCUAUGGCCGUGUGCCAGCAUCGUUCUUCUGUUGGAUCAGGUGUGUGUGGGGCUAUGGCCGUGUGCCAGCAUCGUUCUUCAGUUGGAUCAGGUGUGUGUGGGGCUAUGGCCGUGUGCCAGCAUCGUUCUUCUGUUGGAUCAGGUGUGUGUGGGGCUAUGGCUGUGUGCCAGCAUCGUUCUUCUGUUGGAUCAGGUGUGUGUGGGGCUAUGGCCUUGUGCCAGCAUCGUUCUUCUGUUGGAUCAGGUGUGUGUGGGGCUAUGGCCGUGUGCCAGCAUCGUUCUUCUGUUGGAUCAGGUGUGUGUGGGGCUAUGGCCGUGUGCCAGCAUCGUUCUUCUGUUGGAUCAGGUGUGUGUGGGGCUAUGGCUGUGUGCCAGCAUCGUUCUUCAGUUGGAUCAGGUGUGUGUGGGGCUAUGGCCGUGUGCCAGCAUCGUUCUUCUGUUGGAUCAGGUGUGUGUGGGGCUAUGGCCGUGUGCCAGCAUCGUUAUUCUGUUGGAUCAGGUGUGUGUGGGGCUAUGGCCUUGUGCCAGCAUCGUUCUUCUGUUGGAUCAGGUGUGUGUGGGGCUAUGGCCGUGUGCCAGCAUCGUUCUUCUGUUGGAUCAGGUGUGUGUGGGGCUAUGGCCUUGUGCCAGCUUCUCUUCGUGUUUCUAUUCAUUCCCUCUUCCCACUUUGGAUAGAUUUAAAUUAGUUUGAGUUUCGCUCUUUUCUCUGACAGACAUGUGCACAAAUACAUGCAUACACACACACUCUCUUCAUAGUUGGCGUUAAAGUAAAACUACGGCCAACUCUGCCCCCAAGAGGCAGAUAAAAACCCAACCAGCAUAGUAGAGCUCAACAAAUAUCUGCUGAAGAAGGGAAAUCCACUGACCGAAACGGUCAAUCGUUAUCAUACUAUAGGCUAUAUUUUCAUGGUUUUGUUGCUGCUUUAGUGACUUGCUGACUUCUUCCUCUCUCUCCUGUGUUCUGUAGUGGUGGUAAGGAGUGUGUGGGGGACCUUCAGUAUUACCCGUUCUGUAUGACCCCCUACCUGAUGAAGGUGCAGGACAAGGUCCAUUCUGAGGACCAACUCUGCUGCCUCCUACUGGCUGAAAGGUUGCAUUCUGGAUACGAGGGUAAGGACCAAUCAUAAGGCCAACACCUGAGUUGUGCCUGUUUGAAUAAUUUUGAAACUGCAUCCUUAAUAGUGUAUAAUAGUGGAUAGUAUGUGAUUAAUGUGUGGGAACAGUGUUGACAGUGUUUUAAUUUGCCUACAGCUCCCAGAAUUCCUAGUGACAAGCACAUCUUCACCACCACACACACUCCUAGCUGUGUGUUCCAGGAUGUGGAUAAGAGGCAAGACACCAAAUACACUAUUUUCACCCACAUUGUUCUGAUAGUGUGUUUGUAUUGGGAUUGUGAUGUAGUAAUCAGUGGAGGCUGCUGAGGGGAGGACAGCUCAUAAUAAUGGCUGGAACUGAGAAAAUUGAAUGGCAUACCAUUCCACUGAUUCCGCUCCAGCCAUUACCACGAGCCUGUCCUCCCCAAUUAAGGUACCACCAACCUCCUCUGGUAGUAAUACUGUUGUCACAUUCGUUGAAUGACGGGUCAGACCAAGGCGCAGCGUGAUAUACGUACAUGUUUAUUAAAGUAAUAAACAACACGACAAAACAAUAAACGAAACGUGAAGUCCAAGGUAGAACACACAACAUACCUUACAAGGAACAAGAUCCCACAAUCCACUAGUGCCAAUAGGCUGCCUAAGUAUGGGCCCCAAUCAGAGACAACGAGCGACAGCUGCCUCUGAUUGGGAAUCACACCGGCCAACAUAGAUCUAGACAUACUAGAUCUAAACAUAGAAAAUACAGCAUAGAAAAUCACAACAAGGAAUAUACCCACCCUGACUCAACAUAUAAGCGUCCUCUGAGUCAGGGCGUGACAACUGUACGCUGAUUGCUGACUCAUGAUGUCAUUGUGUGUUCCAGGGCUGUUCCUCUCCUUGGGUACCUCCCCCAGGAUCUGAUUGGCACCCCAGUCCUUCUUCUCAUGCAUCCCAACGACAGGCCGAUCAUGUUGGCCAUUCACAAGAAGAGUAAGUCAAACUAGAACAACACAUGAACAAUUAUUACACUUUUAAUUAUUAAAUCACUGGGCUGCAUACAAAACAAAUAGAAUGUCCCUUUACUGCGUAUUUUAGUCACAUUUAUAUUCCCUUUUCUCCCUGUGCUACCAAUAGUCCUUCAGUAUGCUGGCCAGCCGUUCGACCACUCCUCCAUCAGGUUCUGCACGCGGAGUGGAGAGUAUGUCAUCAUUGACACCAGCUGGUCCAGCUUUGUCAAUCCCUGGAGCCGCAAGGUCUCGUUCAUCAUCGGGAGGCACAAAGUCCGCAUGUGAGUGUCUGCCCAGUACAAUGUUUUCCUAUCUUGGCACUUUUUGAGUACCUUGGCACUUCUCUCGGCUCAGCACUUUUUUGUGUUACAGUAUCUUGGCACCAUUUUUUUAAUGGCCAAAAAAGCCUUUAUUAUGCUGUAUCUGUUGUUAUAGAAAUGACUGAAAUACAGUUUGGAAACAAGGGCCUUCUUGAUAGUAAUGAUAAUAUGGUUGUUUCCACUGGAAGGGGCCCGGUGAAUGAGGAUGUGUUCGCAGCCCCGCUCCCUGCCCUCAUGGAGACCAAGACCAUGGACUCUGAAGUCCAGGAGAUCGCUGAACAGAUCCACAGACUGCUACUACAGCCAGUUCACAGCACUAGCUCCAGUGGUUACGGCAGCGUGGGAAGCAACGACCACCUUGCAGCAUCCCAGGUGAUGACCAGCGAGAGCAACACACGCUCAUCCAGCGACAACAAAAUCAACAGCAAUGGUAGCAGCCCAAGCAGGACAUGCAUCAAGGAGGAGGGGGAGAGCAGCGGGGCCAAACCUGUGGGUACCCUUCUACCUCUGUUUUACCUGUCUAUCUUAAUCUCUCUUUUACCUUUCCAUCUCUCUCUCUAUCUCUCUCCCUUUUCCCAGUCUAUCUCUCUCUCUAUCUCUCUCCCUUUUCCCAGUCUAUCUCUCUCUCUAUCUCUCCCUUUUCCCAGUCUAUCUCUCUCUCUAUCUCUCUCCCUUUUCCCAGUCUAUCUCUCUCUCUAUCUCUCUCCCUUUUCCCAGUCUAUCUCUCUCUCUAUCUCUCUCCCUUUUCCCAGUCUAUCUCUCUCUAUCUCUCUCCCUUUUCCCAGUCUAUCUCUCUCUCUAUCUCUCUCCCUUUUCCCAGUCUAUCUCUCUCUCUAUCUCUCUCCCUUUUCCCAGUCUAUCUCUCUCUCUCUCUCUCUCUCUCUCUCUCCAUGAUAGUCAGCAUGUCUUUUCUCUCCUCCACAGCAGAGGUCAUUCCAGGAGAUCUGUAAAGGUAUCCACCUCCAGAAGAGUCAGGAACAACAGAUCUACAAAGCCUCCUCCUCAGCCAGGCCUGAGACCAAGAAGAACCCUGGCAGUAAGUCACACAAGCAAACCAACACAGAAAUACUUACAAUCUGCAGGAAACAUACUUUUUGAGAUAUGCUUGUGUGUGCAUUCAAUAAUGUAAAGUGGGGAGUGGAUGUACAGAUAUGAAUGCAUGUUUGUAUGAGAUGUAUAUGUGUGUGUUUAAUACAUGUGUGUAGUUUAUGGGUGUAGUCAGAUGCCCAUUCCAGUCCUGACCGUUGCCCUCUCCCUAGCAGAGUUCCUCCAGAAGAGUCCAGCGGUGGUGCGUCUCAAGGCCACUGCGGCCCCCGUGGCAACUCUGAGCUGGAGGGACAGUGGGGCCAGUGCUGGACUCAGUGGGGCAACCCCCCUGGAGGACUGCAGGCCUGCAGUACAGGAGGAGCAGCUGACCUUCAAUGACCAGACGGUCUACUCCUACCAACAGAUCAGCUGCCUGGACAGCGUCAUCAGGUCAGCUUCUAACUAGUCACUUAUUUAUUCAUCUUGCUAAUCAUUUAUCUGUACAUCACAGGAGGUUGGUGGCACCUUAAUUGGACGGGCUCGUGGUAAUGGCUGGAACGUAAUCAAAUAUAUAAUUGAUACCAUUGAUACAUUGAUACCAUUCCAUUUGCUCCUUUCCUGCCAUUAUUAUGAGCUGUCCACCCCUCACCAGCCUCCUGUGCUGGACAUAUCUCUGGUCAGCCAGUCAUCUGUCUAUUCAUCAAGUUUGUCUAUUAUGGGGCAAAAUACUUAUAGGUACUAUUUCUGGGUAGCUAUGUGGGAAGGAGAGUGGUAGGUACUACGUAGCUGCUAUUUAAGUACAUACUGCUCCCCAAUUACAUGGUUGUUACAUCAUGGGCUAUUGUUUUUGAUGAAGAUAGAAGUAAAGCAGUCUCUCCUGUGUCUCUCUUGACAGAUAUCUAGAGGGCUGUAACGUUCCCAUCGCUAGGAAGAGGAAGUGCCACUCUUCUGACAACACCACAUCCUCAGACGAGGACAAGCAGAAAGGAGGGGACAACCGCAUGCAGAUAUCUGAAGGUACGUUCUACCAACGUUCUGCUAACGUUAUCUAGCUUUACUCCAUUACUUACAAUAAAACAUUUACAACUCUUGACUAUGGUAUGGUUGGUAUGAUGUUGCAUGUAGCCUAUAUUGCAAGUGACCUUUCCUACACCGCUAUCUAUGUCUACCAGUCAUUGAAUGCACCAUGAAUUGAAUUGCCCGUCAUCAUUCAAUCUCAAAUUGAAGAUACCUGUGGGAUGAAUUCAAUUCAAACCAAAUAAUACUGCUAGAUUAAUAGUCACGGAAACAUUUAUUAGAAUGGUGUGACAACGUUGAUAAUACAUUUGUUAGAAAACAUCACUGCAGAUUCCAUCUGGCUCCACCGAUCGCCAGGGAAUCAGAACGGAUGAACACAUACCAACUUAUCAAAAGAUCAACACUUAUUAUGUACAAAUAAAUAAAAUAUAAUAUUUAUACCUCUUCAUUUAUAAAGAGCUCAUCUUUUAGUUCAUGCCAAAGCUCUGUUGGACAGGUCACCAACUGAAUCAGACAUAGCCAGACUCCCUCUUUCUCUCUCUCUCUCUCUCUCUCUCUCUCUCUCUAUAAUCCACAUUUAUGGGACUUUAUAUGUGACUCUCCAAGUCAUCCUCUCUCGGUCUCUCUCUAUCACCCUGGCAGACCCUGCACUGUUUAAGGCUCAGCCUAGUCUAACCCCUGUGGAUGACAUCAUCGCAGCCUCAGGGGUAGUGGGCUCCUCCUCCCUGGCGGCCCUCGCCAUGCCACCUUGCAGCAAAGCCGAGAGUGUGGUGUCAAUAACAAGCCAGUGUAGCUACAGUAGCACCAUCGUGCAUGUAGGAGACAAGAAAGCGCAGCCAGAGUCAGGUAUACACUACAUGGAGUUGUCUCAUUCUCUGGUCUUUUGCUCUUUUUGUGGUGGUGGGUUCUGUGUGUGUGUGUAGGUAUGUGGGUACAGAUGUAGCUAGAUGUUGUGUACUGUAUGCUAUCGCACACCAUUGGUGCAGUAUCAUGUCUGUACUACGAGGUCAUGCAUCUUCCAGAACAUACAGUACCAGUCAAAAGUUUGGACACGCCUACUCAUUCAAGGGUUUUUCUUUAUUUUUUACUAUUUUCUACAUUGUAGAAUAAUAGUGAAGACAUCAAAACUAUGAAAUAACACAUAUGGAAUCAUGUAGAAACCAAAACAGUGUUAAACAAAUCAAACUAUAUUUUUGAUUUUAGAUUGUUCAAAGUAGCCAUCCUUUGCCUUGAUGACAGCUUUGCACACUCUUGGCAUUCUCUCAACCAGCUUCAUGAGGUCGUCACCUGGAAUGCUUUUCCAACAGUCUUGAAGGAGUUCCCACAUAUGUUGAGCACUUGUUGGCUGCUUUUCCUUCACUCUGAGGUCCAACUCAUCCCAAACCAUCUCAAUUGGGUUGAGGUCGGGUGAUUGUGGAAGCCAGGUCAAAUAGCCCUUACACAGCCUGGAGGUGUGUUUUGGGUCAUUGUUCUGUUGAAAAACAAAUGAUAGUCCCACUAAGCGCAAACCAGAUGGGAUGGCGUAUUGCUGCAGAAUGCUGUGGUGGUUAAGUGUGCCUUGAAUUCUAAAUAAAUCACUGACAGUGUCACCAGUAAAGCACCCCCACACCAUCCCACCUCCUCCUCCAUGCUUCACGGUGGGAACCACACAUGCGGAGAUCAUCCGUUCACCUACUCUGCGUCUCACAAAGACACGGCGGUUGUAACCAAAAAUCUCAAAUUUGGACUCAUCAGACCAAAGGACAGAUUGCUCGUGUUUCUUGGCCCAAGUAAGUAUCUUCUUCCUAUUGGUGUCCUUUAGUAGUGGUUUCUUUGCAGUUAUUCGACCAUGAAGGCCUGAUUCACGCAGUCACCUCUGAACAGUUGAUGUUGAGAUGUCUGUUACUUGAACUCUGUGAAGCAUUUAUUUGGGCUGCAAUCUGUGAUGCAGUUAAUUGCCGAUUUCUGAGGCUGGUAACUCUAAUGAACUUAUCCUCUGCAGCAGAGGUAACUCUGGGUCUUCCUUUCCUGUGGCGGUCCUCAUGAGAGACAGUUUUAUCAUAGCGCUUGAUGUUUUUUUGCGACUGCACUUGAAGACACUUUCAAAGUUCUUGAAAUGUUCCGUAUUGACUGACCUUCAUGUCUUAAAGUAAUGAUGGACUGUCGUUUCUCUUUGUUUAUUUGAGCUGUUCUUGCCAUAAUAUGGACUUGGUCUUUUACCAAAUAGGGCUAUCUUCUGUUUACCGACCCUACCUUGUCACAACACAACUGAUUGGCUCAAACGCAUUAAGAAGGAAAGAAAUUCCGCAAAUUAACUUUUAACAAGGCACACCUGUGUUAAUUGAAAUGCAUUUCAGGUGACUACCUCAUGAAGCUGGUUGAGAGAAUGCCAAUAGUGUGCAAAGCUGUCAUCAAGGCAAAGGGUGGCUACUUUGAAGAAUCUCAAAUAUAAAAUAUAUUUUGAUUUGUUUAACACUUUUUUGGGUUACUACAUGAUUCCAUGUGUUAUUUCAUAGUUUUGAUGUCUUCACUAUUAUUCUAAAAUAGUACAAAUAAAGAAAAACCCUGGAAUGAGUAGGUGUGUCCAAACUUUUGACUGGUACUGUACAUAUACCAUGCAUAAUCUCGCUCCCCAGAUUUAUAUUACAAUAUUCAGAUAUUCACACUUGUCUGGUUCCACGAGACUAUAUCAUGAUGUAUGCUAUACAGUAGAUGACCCUAGCACACACUGGCGUCCUGCAUGUAUCUUCCUAUCUGCUUCCCUGUAAUGUAUAUCACUGUAUAUAUAUGUAUAUCAAUGUUGUUGAGUGUAUCACAGCUGCUCAUCUCUUUAUGUCCUGAGCGGUUGGAUGUUUUAUGUAUAUAUUGUAUCUAACUUAUACAUCCAUGGCUGUCUGCUGGAUCUAAUGUUUCUCUAUCUGUUUUUCUCCAUACAGAGAUCAUUGAGGAUGUAUCUGGUGCUGGGGAGGCGGUGGAGCAAGGCAGCCAGACUCCUGGGCCUCCCCCUAGCGCUGUUUCACCUCCCAGCCUGCAGAGGGAGCCCUAUAAGAAGCUGGGUCUGACCAAGCAGGUCCUAGCGGCCCACACCCAGAGAGAGGAGCAGGCCUUCCUGUGUCGCUUCAGGGAGCUGAGGGGAGUCCAGGCCUUCCAGGCGAACUGUUCCCAAUACCUGGAGCACCAGAAGAAGGGACAAGGUGCCACUGAUGGUACAGUACAGCAGCAAACACGCUUUACACACAAAACAGUACAAUACAUUACAAUACCAUACAAUACAUUACAAUACAACACAUUACAAAACAAUUCAUUACAAUACAGUACAAUACAAUACAAUACAAUACAAUACAAACUUAGUAUAGCUUGUAGACAUAGGCUAGGACAAUUCAACACAGACACACACACAGUACCUUAAUGCUCUCAUACACUCAACUUCUCACAGUCAAAUACAUAAUGUAUACCCUAUUUACCUCUCUUCCCACCGUCUGUCCCCCUCUCUAGCUGUGCCCGCUGUGCGCCUAUGCAGGCAGGCCGAGCCCCCCGCCCGUAGAAGUGGGCGCAACAAGAAGACCAAGUCCAAGCGGGUGAAACAGAACGAGUCGUCCGACAGUUCUGUGUCCCAUUGGAGGAGACAGCAGCAUCCCCGACUCCACCUCCUCAAUCAGGGCCUCAACCAGACCUCCUGGUCCCCCUCCAACACCUCCCAGUCCACCUUCCCGCCCCUGGCCUACCCCAACGUGGUGCCAGGCUUCCCCCUCCAGGUCUACCCCGGGACGGGCACCAUGGCUGGCACCAUGCCUACCAGCCCGGAGAACUCAAUGCCAGGCUUCGGCGACAGCCAGUGCAACCAGGAUCCCCAGUGCCCCCCGCAAAACAUCCAGCCCUCGCCCUUAUCAACUCCCAUGGUGACCCCCGUGGUGACUCUGGUUCUCCCCAACUACAUGUUCCCUCAAAUGGGGAGCGGGGCUCCAGGACAGCAGCCUUUCUACCAGGCCGAGACGGCCGGCUACCCCUCCCAGCCGCAGCCCUUCCCCCUACAGACAUCCCUCACCUUCCCACCACAGUCAUCCUUCACCAUCCAGGCCCAGUUCCCGGGCCAGAACCCCUUUGCCCCCCAGACAGGCUUCCCAAUCCCCGCUCAGCCUUUCUCUUCCAUGGCCAUGGAGCCCCUCAAGCCAUCUGGGGAAACCACCCAGUCUCGGUGCUCCACACCUGGGUCCAUGGGCGGCAGGGACCAAGUGCCCUCCCCUCCAGUGUUCCAGUCACGGUGCAGCUCGCCUCUGCAGCUCAACCUACUGCAGCUGGAAGAGACGCCAUGCUCGCUGGAGAGGCAGGACAGCAUGGUGGUAGCGCCCUCCAGUGGUUUUCCAGGGAAUAACACCUUCAGCGAGAAGGGAAGGAGUGUGGUCUGCCAAGCCAUGGUGAAGAUCACACUUCAGCAGGUAUGACAUAACCAUGUUCUUUGUCUUCCCCCUACUGUCUUCUCUUUCUUUAGCUUUUUUUCCUCCCUCCCUCCCCUCUUUCUAUUUUCUAAUGUUUUAUCCAACCAUCUGAAUAACAGAUAGGGUCGGUGUGAGGUUGUGGCAGUAAUGUUGAGAUUCCCCAAAAUCACAGCAACACUAUGAGAAUGUUGUUUUUAGACUGGAGGUGUUAAGCUAGGGUUAGGAUGUAUAAAGGCUGCUUAAUCCGUAAGGCAUUCACAAAUCAAUCCUAUAUUGUCUUCAGCUGGCAGCCAAGUGGCGGUCCAGCACAUAGGCUAUAGAUUAAUUUGACAUUUUCCUCAAUGUUUUAAGAAUGCUUUUACUGUGAUAUGAUGUUAUAGUUUCACCAAUUCUUCUUGUCUGAAAAGGAGACUCGAGUAGGACUUUAAAGGCGCAAACCACAGUUUUUAAACAUAUUUUGACAUCAAAAUCAGUCAAAACAGUGGAAACAUGCCAAGUGUGUUCAAGGGAUACUUCAGUAUUAUCUACUUUCCCAGAGUCAGAUGAACUCAUGGAUACCAUUUGUAUGUCUCUAUGUCCAGUAUGAAGGAAGUUAGAAGUAGUUUUGCGAGCAAAUGAUAACUAGCAUUAGUCUAUGGGUAUCUGCUGGCGUUCAUCUGACUCUGGGGAAUUAGAUAAAGGGCCUCAUUGCCAAAAUCCCGAAGUAUCCCUUUAAAUCCAAACUCUGUCUGCUCUGUAGGUUGAUGUUAUUUUCAUGAAUGUUGCCCUUGAGGCAGAACUGAGAAGUUUCCGCUAGAUGGGCCAGCUGCAAAGUCAAAAUUGGCUCUAUCGUAAAAAUUCAUUUUUAGAAAGAUAGCGUUUGGCAUACAGGUAGAUGGGAAAUCUCAUUUUGGCAACGUGUCAGGAGAAGUAUUGCUGGAUUGGUGUGGCUUUACUAAACUUCCAGUUCCUCCAUUGUUAAAAUGCACAAAACAAAACGUACUGUAGUUACUGUAAAACGGGUCUCUGUUGGAUUAAUAUUUCAGGACAAUAUGGUUGAGGUGCCUCUCAGAUCAUGAUAAGGAAUUAAAGGAGCAGAGUAGCAAGAAAGAAAGGAUGGGACUGAUUAAAGAAAGAAGAGAGCAAUACAACUUAAGAGCGGAGCUUCUGUUUGUUGACCUUUCCUUUGACCUCUGUCUUGCAGGUGGGUUCGCCAGGCGACGGUAACCAUAGCGAAAUGCUUGACAUCCUGCUCCAUUCGGACUCUCAUUCAGGCACCAGCUCAGCCACCUCAGGCUCCAUGGGUUCAAGGUCUAACGGCUGUGGAACCUCAGCUAGAACGUCUAACAGUGGAAGGUCUAAUAACAGCGGAACGUCGGGAUGUAGAACGUUAGCUAGCGGAACGUCAGCUAGUGGAGUAUCUGGCAAUGGCACAGGUCUGUACACACACUUACCCUAUAUUUUUGUACGUUUGUAAGACAUUUGUUCCUAUCCCAGUCACUUCCACUGUACCAAACUUCACUCCUGUAACCGUCUUCGGGGGGGUCUUCCCAUCUAAAACUGUAAAAAUUAUUAUUAAGCAUAUUUUCUGGACAAGACUGGCAGGGACAAACACAUGACAGAAGGACAUGGCAGCAAGACAUUACAUUCAACCAUUUGUUGCUUCAUGUAUAAAGCACUUGAGACUAGAACUCUUGUGAUUCAGAAGUAAAAUAUCCUAACUCUGUUUUGUUAUUCUCCACCCCAGUAAGCAGCAACCACACCAGCGAAAACAGCAGAAACUACUUUGGCAGCGUGGGCUCCUCCCUGAACAGCAGCCAGAAGGUCAAAGGGCACUCCACCGGCUGCGGUAGCGGGAGCAGCAGUAGCGUCAGCGAGGUGCGGCCAAUGGAGGUGGAGCAGAGCCAACACGACAAGUAUGUACUGCAGGACCCGCCGUGUUUGGUCACCGCCAACGCUGACAACAAGGUCACGUUGACCUAUCAGAUGCCCUCGCGGUAAGUGGAGGAGACAGGAGAGGCACCUCGCAAUGUGCCCUGGAGUAAGAGAAAGUUGUCUGUGGAUGCAGAUCUGGGGUCAGUUUGGGAUUUGGGGUGGGGGAGGGUAAACUGAUCCUAGAUCUGUGACUACAGGCAACUUCUACCCAGGGCAUGAUGAGUGGCUGUGAAUGCUGGGGUUUGAAAUAUUUGUUGGGUUUUAUUUGGUAGGUCAUAAGAAAAUGUUUAGAUGGGACACAGCACUCUAGAUCUUUGGGAAAUACUUUCCUAGUACAUUGCACUGUACACCCUUGUUGUUACCCACUCCCUUACACUCCCUUCCUAUAUUCACCUGGCAUGCUGAAUUAGAAUUGACCAUUUGUGUUAAAAGCAUUGCUAUUAUUAAAUUGCAGUUCUAAUUUAUGUCCACCAGAUGGGGCUUUUAUACAAAGACCCACAGUUGUCAGACAAGGUGGAUUGAGAGGAAAUGUGUGGUUUCUUCAAGGCUAGUUUAAGUACUCUCCAGAUACAAGACACCCAAUCUAGUUAACCCUGAAGAUCAAUUAUAUUAAAUUGCCAUCUGAUACCCAUGACUCACUCAUACCAAAUACCAAUUUUUGAACCACUAUACCAGACAUGCCUUUCCCGACACCCUAAUACCCAAUACCACUCUCUGUGUUACCUGUAUGUCCAAUAUUAUUCUGACUGUUUGAGUAUAUUUUCCCUGGUCACAUAGGUCACAUGGUUCAGAAUACUGAGUGUGUAUGUCCCUUGGUCUACUCAGGGGCAUCGAAAGGCUGCUCAGAGAGGACAGAGAGAGGCUGCGUGUGAUGCAGAAGAGCCAGCCGUGCUUCACUGGGGAGCAGCAGAGGGAACUGGUAGAGGUCCACCCCUGGAUGAGGAGAGGAGGUCUGCCCAAGGUCAUGGACGUCAAGGUGAGCUCUCUCUUUCCUCCAUCUCUCUUUCUCACAAUCACUCUCUCUCUCUUCCUUUCUUUUUCUUCUUCUCUCACUCGCUCUUACUCUCUCUCUCUUAUACUAUGGGCAGUCAUUCAUGUUUGUCAAAAGCAAGUCUAAAGGUAACUAACAGAAAUGUGUGUUGUUGUUGUUGUUUUUGUUUAGGCCUGUGUGUGCUGUGAGGAGGAUGCUCUAGAGGCGGUGGUGUCUGAGGAGCAGCCUGACCUGGACAUGGGAGACACAGAGACUGAGACAGGGGAGGUCAGCCCCUCCAGGAAGCCCAGCGAGGAGCCCUUAAACACAGACACCUGCCCCAGCCCUUGCCCCUCUUCUGGCCUUGGAUCAGCAUAGCCACAUCCACACCCUGAAUCCACCCCUGUUGAUUGUAACAUAAUCACCUCCACCAAGACUCGUCCACCAAGACUCGGUCCCACCCUCAGACCAACAGCUGUCCCUGAACAGGGCAAGACCAUAUUGAACUGCCUAGUACUGCUUGCGUCCUGCUGGUGGUACACACCUUUUCUACAACCAGCUAAACUGUAUGGAAACUCUGCUACAGCCUGAGAGACCAGGGGACAUACAGAAUGUAACGG